AUGAGUAUAGAUAGUUUUUUUACUGCUGUAUCAGAUAUAACAAAUUUAAAUGGUACAGAAUCUAUUACAGGAAAUAAAGGUCGUUUCAAAGUUAUUCAUUUUGAUGAGAUUGACGAAGUUCCAUCGAUUUCUGCAACACAAACACAAUAUCAACAUGGUUUACAUACAGAAUCAAUAUCACAACAAACAUUACCAUCAAUUCUACCGGUAAAAUCGAAGGAAAAUGAAAAUAUUGGUGAAACAGAAUUAGUUGUUGAAAAAGGAGCUGGUUUUCUUAAAAAUUUAUAUGAUUAUCAAGGUGGAACAUUUAUGCCCAUUAUUGAUGAUUUAACUAAUUCAUCACCAAAUGCUCAAUUGAAUACGUUAUUUGGUGUUUAUCUUCCAUGUGUACAAAAUAUAAUUGGUGUUAUUGUUUUUAUUCGACUUUAUUGGGUUAUUGGUGUAAGUGGAAUUAUUCAAGGAAUGAUUAUUAUUGGUCUCUGUUGUUUAUGUACUUUUCUUACGGCUAUUUCAUUAGCCGCAAUUGCAACUAACGGAAUUGUACCAGCCGGUGGUUCUUAUUUUCUUAUAUCAAGAUCGUUGGGUCCAGCUGUUGGUGGAGCUGUUGGACUAUUAUUUUAUAUAGGCAAUGCUUUAGCCGGUGGUUUGUAUGUAUUAGGUGCAAGUGAAAUUCUUUUGAAAUAUACAUGUCCGAAUAAAUGUCAUUUGUUUGGUCCACCUAUUGAAAAUCAACAAAGUUCAUUUAACCAUUAUCGUAUAUAUGGUACAAUUUUACUUUUAAUUCUUGGUUUAGUAGUAUUUCUUGGUAUAAAAAUUGUUUCACGUAUAGCACCAUUUACUUUACUUGUUGUUUUUCUUUCUAUUAUAUCAAUUCUAAUUGGUAUAAUAAAAGGUGCAAUAUCACCUGCAUAUUUACCAAUAUGUAUUAUUGAAAAAAAUAAUAUAAAACAUUUAAUUAAAUCAUCUAUAUUAAAAAAUAAUGUUAUUCGUUAUUGUCAUUCGAAUGUAACAUGUGAUGGUGAAAUAUGUCCACUUCAACAAAUUUUAUGUGUAAAUAAUAUAAGUAGAAAUCUAAAUUGUUAUGAUAUAAAUAAUGUUUAUUUAAUAAAUGGAAUACCUGGUUUGAAAAAUUCACAAUUUAGAAAUAAUUUAAAAUCAAUGUAUAUGAAAGAAGGAGAAAUAGAUAAUGAAAUUAUGGGAGAUGCAAAAUUGGAAGUUGUUAUUGGAAUUUUCUUUCCUAGUGUAACAGGUAUUAUGGCCGGAUCAAAUAGAAGUGGAGAUUUAAAAGAUCCAAGUCAAUCAAUACCACGAGGAACAAUUUUGGCCGUUAUAACAACAUCAUUUAUCUAUAUUCUUAUAGCAUUUCUUCUUGCUUGUUCAAUUCAAGGUGUACUUUUACGUGAUCGAGAUGGUUUAAGUAUUAAUCAACAACUUGUUGAAGCAGUUGUUGCGUGGCCAUCACCUUAUGUUAUCAUUACUGGGGCAUUAUGUGCUUGUUUUGGUGCUGGAUUACAAUGGUAA
Messenger RNA from Rotaria sp. Silwood2, 1521 nucleotides. The record is from the annotation of a GenBank genome assembly. NCBI's taxonomy places the organism in Eukaryota, Metazoa, Rotifera, Eurotatoria, Philodinida, Philodinidae.